AUGCCUGACCAUUUAGGAGACGAUAUGCGUAAAGUAAAAGAUGAUAAAGAAGAACCCGAAAAAGAAAUCAAAUCACUGGAUGAGGGCGAUAUAGCACUUCUCAAAUCAUAUGGCCAAGGGCAGUACAUGAAGAUCAUUAAAGAAGUGGAAGAUGGUAUACAGACAGUGAUGAAGAGGGUUAACGAAUUGACAGGUAUCAAAGAAUCAGACACAGGAUUGGCGCCUCCAGCUCUUUGGGACUUGGCCGCUGACAAACAGACACUGCAAAAUGAACAACCAUUACAGGUGGCGAGAUGUACUAAAAUUAUCAAUGCAGAUUCAAAUGAUCCCAAAUACAUAAUAAAUGUGAAGCAGUUUGCCAAGUUUGUGGUGGACUUGGCUGACUCUGUGGCACCAACUGACAUAGAAGAGGGCAUGAGAGUUGGUGUCGACCGCAAUAAGUAUCAAAUUCACAUACCUCUACCCCCAAAGAUCGAUCCUACGGUAACGAUGAUGCAGGUGGAAGAGAAACCCGAUGUGACAUACAGUGAUGUUGGAGGAUGUAAAGAGCAGAUUGAAAAACUUCGCGAGGUCGUCGAAACUCCCCUUUUACACCCUGAAAAGUUCGUGAAACUAGGUAUUGAACCGCCUAAGGGUGUGCUGUUAUUCGGCCCCCCUGGUACUGGCAAGACGCUUUGUGCGAGAGCAGUCGCUAACAGAACGGAUGCCUGUUUCAUCAGAGUCAUUGGUUCGGAGCUGGUACAGAAGUACGUAGGCGAAGGUGCUCGUAUGGUUCGUGAACUGUUCGAGAUGGCGCGCAGCAAGAAGGCCUGUCUUAUAUUCUUUGAUGAAAUCGACGCUAUUGGUGGUGCUAGGUUUGAUGAUGGCGCUGGCGGUGACAAUGAAGUUCAAAGAACUAUGUUGGAGCUUAUCAAUCAGCUGGAUGGUUUUGAUCCUAGAGGAAAUAUUAAGGUGCUGAUGGCGACGAACCGGCCCGAUACGCUGGACCCUGCGCUGAUGCGGCCGGGGCGGCUGGACCGCAAAGUGGAGUUCGGGCUGCCCGACCUGGAGGGCCGCGCGCACAUCUUCCGCAUCCACGCGCGCUCCAUGAGCGUGGAGCGCGACAUCCGCUUCGACCUCCUCGCCAGGCUCUGCCCCAACUCCACCGGCGCCGAGAUCAGGUCGGUGUGCACGGAGGCGGGUAUGUUCGCGAUCCGCGCGCGGCGCAAGGUGGCCACGGAGAAAGACUUCCUGGAGGCUGUCAACAAGGUCAUCAAGUCCUACGCCAAGUUCUCUGCCACGCCCAGAUAUAUGACAUACAACUAA
This is a messenger RNA of Arctia plantaginis, 1305 nucleotides long. NCBI's taxonomy places the organism in Eukaryota, Metazoa, Arthropoda, Insecta, Lepidoptera, Erebidae. The record is from the annotation of a GenBank genome assembly.